This is a messenger RNA of Xylaria bambusicola, 207 nucleotides long. RefSeq lists its product as uncharacterized. The coding region runs from base 1 to 207 and encodes 68 amino acids. The transcript has 3 exons. Lineage: Eukaryota; Fungi; Ascomycota; Sordariomycetes; Xylariales; Xylariaceae. The record is from RefSeq and is a predicted model, not a curated record.
AUGGUCAACGCCCCGAACAAGGUGCCCCAGUACCAGCGCUUCUACCAGCAAGCCUAUAAGCAGCACACCCGACUGUGGCAGAUUCACCCCCGAAGCAACAUGCUCAUGGUUCCCUACCAGGUCCUCCUCUGGGGUACCCUCGGAGCUUCCUUGUACAUGAUGGGCCGCAAGGUCUUGGGCUACAACACUUGGUUCGGCAAGGCAUAA